CCCCCCUCAGUAAAAGCCACGUCAAGAGCAGCAGAGAUGUCUUCUGAGAAAGCAGGACUCCCUGAUUCUGCCCCCCACGCCUCUCCCCCACCGUACAAUGCCCCUUUACAGCCCCCUCCCCCGCCCCCACAGGAUGCCCCCAUCCCCGGCUACAGUGACACCCCUGCCACGACCGUGCACUCAGGCACUGCCACGUUGCCCCGGCUCGGAGGGGCUGCCACCCUCCCUCGUCCUCCCCCUUCCUCUGCCACCCUCCCACGUCCACCUCGCCACCAUUCGGCCACCCUGCCCCGCCUCCCUCCCGACCCUUACAUGCAGGAGACCCAGUUCAACGGCGCACCCCAGGGCUAUGUCGUUCAAACACAUCCGCCUGUUGGGACCUUGCCUUUCGGAGGGUAUAUGCACCCAGGGUAUCCUGUCCAGCUACAACCAUGCACGGCAUAUGUACCUGUCUACCCCGUUGGGGCGCCGUACCCCCAGGGCAACCCUCCUCCACCACCGGGUAUGUCUCCAACACAGGUUACCCCUGGCAUUGCCAUCCUGGAACCGCGUCGCCCGCCGCACGAUUACCUCCCCAUUGCUGUCCUCACCACCAUCUGCUGCUUCUGGCCCACGGGCAUCAUCGCCAUAAUCAAGGCUGUACAGGUGCGGACUGCGGUCGCUCGUGGUGACAUCGUCUCAGCAGAAAUCGCCUCGCGGGAGGCCCGCAACUUCUCCUUCAUCAGCCUGGCAGUGGGGAUUGCCGCCAUGGUCCUGUGCACCAUCCUCACAGUGGUGAUUAUCAUUGCUGCUCAGCACCAUGACAAUGAAUGGGACCCCUAGCGAUCGAUCAAGGCGUUCUUUUUCUGCCUACUCCCGUACCACCCCGGCAACUGGUGACAACAGCCCUGAAAUCCCUGGCAACCAUCGCUCCCAAUGAUGGUCCUUGGCAACCGUCUCCCCUGCAGUCUUUAGCAACUGUCUCUUCCCCUGCCAACGAUUACUUGGAAAAUCCUUGGCAACGGUCUCCUGCACAGUCCUUGGCUACCGUUGCUUUUAUGAAUGGCACAUAACUCAGCAACUGACUUCCAGAUAACUGCAGUCAGGCUGAAUCCUGACCCACACCCACCCAAGGGUGCUGCUCUCUUAGGGUCCUAGCAACAGACUUUCCCUCCUGCCAGUUCUUUACCAGAACAAUUUGCUUGCUUCUUUCCUUCCCAAAGGAGUAGGCUCCACCUUCUGCAUCCGUGUCUACCACCAUCUUCCUCCUGCUGCGUUUGCAUGCAUGGUGCCACUGACUUCCAGAAAAAAAAAAACAUCCUGCUGCCUCAAUCUCGGUUGAGUAUC
Molecule: messenger RNA, 1326 nt
Organism: Heteronotia binoei (common prickly gecko)
Lineage: Eukaryota; Metazoa; Chordata; Lepidosauria; Squamata; Gekkonidae
Gene: PRRT1
Product: proline rich transmembrane protein 1
Exons: 4
Coding region: 37-822 (261 amino acids)
Cellular component (GO): membrane
Source: RefSeq, a predicted model, not a curated record